AUGAAGCAGCUUAUUAUCCACUUCCAACAUGCACUAGCUGCUCUAAGGGAGAUUAAUUUAAUGCUUUCAGCUGCUCAAUUUAGAAUCAAGUAUCCUUCAUUUACUCCCUCACCAGACCGAAGCAAACCCCAAAAAAAAUAUGAAACUAAAAUAAACACACAACAGAAGCAGCAACAUCAGCAAGCAGCAUAA
This is a messenger RNA of Clunio marinus, 192 nucleotides long. The record is from the annotation of a GenBank genome assembly. NCBI's taxonomy places the organism in Eukaryota, Metazoa, Arthropoda, Insecta, Diptera, Chironomidae.